Messenger RNA from Scomber japonicus (chub mackerel), 1425 nucleotides. RefSeq lists its product as uncharacterized. The transcript has 4 exons. Gene Ontology annotation, molecular function: GTP binding. Lineage: Eukaryota; Metazoa; Chordata; Actinopteri; Scombriformes; Scombridae. The coding region runs from base 1 to 1425 and encodes 474 amino acids. The record is from RefSeq and is a predicted model, not a curated record.
AUGGAUGUUAAUGGAUCUGUGUUUGUCCAAGAGAGAGACCCUGGAGAGACCCUGGAGAGACCCUAUACCAACACACCUGUUUCAUCCUCAGCGUGUGGAGUCUCUCUGUCAGACAGCAGCAUGGAGCAGUGUAACGCCUCAUCCAAAUACAAGGACAUCAUCUCCAACAGUACUCUGAUCUCUAAACCUCUGACCUCUCCUGCUGUCUACCAGCUGAGACCAAAGGAAGAGAAGUUUGGGACUCUGACAAGAAAAACUAUUGGAGAGAAAAACCUGGAAAAGAAAAAGAAAAACAUCUUACUUGUAGGUGAAACAGGAACAGGAAAAUCUACUCUGAUCAACACUCUGGUCAACUACACCAUGGGAGUGAAGUUUGAGGACAACAUCUGGUUUGAGAUCGUAGAAGAAGAAGAGAAAAGAUGUUCCACACACAGUCAGACAUCAGAUGUGAUCGUGUACGAGAUCUUUGGUUAUGAAGAUGAAACUCUGCCCUACUCUCUGACCAUCAUCGAUACUCCUGGAUAUGGAGACACCAGAGGGAUCGAACGUGAUGACAUCGUUAGUCAAAGAUUAUUGGACUUGUUCCGCUCAGACGAUGGAGUUCAUAAACUUUCUGUAGUGGGUCUGGUGCUGAAGGCGAGUGUGAAUCAAGUGAGUGAUCGACUGAAGUACAUCUUAGAUUCAGUGAUGUCUCUGUUUGGGAAAGAUCUGGAUGAGAACAUUGUUGCUCUCAUCACAAACUCAGAUGGAAUAAAACCUGAAAAUGUUCUGAAAGCUCUUAAAGCUGCAAACAUUAAAUGUGCCAAAGAUGAGAAGAAUCAGCCUAAUCACUUCCUGUUUGAUAACCGCCAGAAUGAACAGAGAACAGAAGAUGAUGAGUUUGCUUUAGAGAAUGCAUGGACGAUAACAGAGAGAGGAAUGAAACGUUUCACAGACUUCCUGAAAGAAUCUAACCCUCAGAAGUUAGUGACAACAGUUGAAGUGUUGAGGGCACGGAUCAGACUGACAGCCUGCAUCCAAAACCUGGAAGAAAAAAUCCAGCUGAUUGAACUGAAACAGAGAGAGAUCCAACAGACUGAAGAAGCUCUGAAGAAACAUGAAGAAGAGAUGAAGAAGAAUGAGAAGUUCACUGUAGAAGUUGAUGAGGUCUACAAAGAGAAAGAGCCAGUGGUCAAUGGUGGGAUGUGGGGGUUAUGGUUUUAUGAAGGAGCUGUCACCUGUAACAGAUGUAAAGAGAACUGUCGCUAUCCUGGAUGCACAAUGGCCUGGAAACCUGAACACUGUGAGGUCAUAAAAAGAGGUCGCUGCACUUCAUGUACAGGGAAGUGUCCUGUAUCAGAUCAUAUGAAGGAGACAGGAGACACAGAGAAGGUGAAGAAGCUGGAGAAGAUGAAGAGUCGACGGCAGGGCCGGCCCAAGGCAUAA